This is a messenger RNA of Closterium sp. NIES-67, 504 nucleotides long. The record is from the annotation of a GenBank genome assembly. Lineage: Eukaryota; Viridiplantae; Streptophyta; Zygnematophyceae; Desmidiales; Closteriaceae.
UGCACGGAUGGCGUCAAAUUCCGAAGCUAAUAUCCCGAAGACUGCCUAUCGAACCCGUUACGGAAGUUACGAGUAUACCGUGCUGCUGUUUGGUUUGACGAAUGCACCCUCAACUUUUCAACUGACCAUGAACGAAGUCUUUUGCUCGCUGCUGGAGAAGUGCAUCAUCGUCUACCUGAAUGACACCCUGGUGUUUAACACCUCUCGAGAACAACAUUUGAAGGACCUGGAAGCAGUUUUUACCCUCAGCGAUCAGCAUCGACUCAUCACCAAAGGCUCUAAGUGCGAGUUCUUAAAGGAGGAGCUCGAAUUUAUGGGCCACGUCAUCUCCAUCAAAGGCGUUAAAAUUGACCCGAAAAAAUCGACACUAUUCGCGACUGGAAGCCGCCUAACAAUGUCAAGAAGUUGCAGAGUUUUCUGGGAUUCGUCAACUACGUGCACCGCUUUAUCCCUAAAACGGCAGAUUUACAAGCCCCCUCUUUAGAGUCCCGCCCCACGGCCACA